AUGGCGCCUCCCAAGAAAUCAAAGAAAAGCAAGAAAGAUAGGAAAUUGAAGAAAAACUUAAGCUUGGUUCCAGUCGAGCCUAAAGCCGCAGACUCUGACUGGUGGGAUAGUUUCUUCAACCCAAGGGUACUUUUGUUUGUGGCAAGGCCAAGGACUUUUGUUCAAGGAAACCUUCCGAAUUCCAUGGUUUACAGAAAUGUUGAGCAGUACCCCAAUGCAAAGCAAUGUUCCUGGAAUUCUCAAAUUCUCAUACUUGAGAUUGAUGCUCCCAUUUACUUUGCAAAUACCAACUACUUAAGAGAAAGGCACACAGGUUGGAGAGGACUUGAUGAAGGCAUCAUUGUAGUUGGGACUUGCAUGAUUUCAAGGCCACAAUGGCUGGUUGCAUUAAUUUUCCAAGAGGAAGCUUGGUUUGACUCGGUGAGUAUUCUGGAGUCUGACUCGGAUGAUGACUUUAUCAGUAUACAUGGAGAUGGUUUUCCAUUGGCAAGCAAUCCAGUUGGGAAUAUCUCAAGUGGCCAAGUACUUCAGCAUGAAAGAUCUGCUCGCUUUGUUGAUAAUGAGUGUAAGUAUGAAGAAUACCAAAGCUAUAUGAUAAUUGAUGGAGGUAUAUCAGAUAAAAUCAGAGGCAAAGAUGAGCUCAGGGAAUCAAAUAGGUUUUCGCUUAUUGAUACACAGGGCUAUGAGCUUUCUCACUUAGGGAAGGCUGAUGAAGUUUGCAGUAGGAGGAAGAAUAUAUUAGAUCACUCUUAUGGAAGCUUUAAAGGACUUACAGAGGAUGGACGCGAUUGUAAUGAAAAAAUUCAAGACAAUGCCCUGAAAUCCGGCUUAUCUCAAUUGUUGGCUACUUAUCCUGCUACAAUGUUUCUUGGUGAUAGUGAUGGAGAGGGGAUGAGUCUUGUAAUGUAUUUCAAAGUUUCUGAGAAUUUUGAUAAAGACAUAUCAACUCAAUUCCAGGACAGCAUCAAGAAAAUGGUUGACGAUGUGAUGGAAAAAGUUAAAGGAUUUGCGAAGGACUCCACUGUACCUUUCAGAGAAAGACUAAAGAUCUUGGCUGGGGUGGUAAAUCCUAAAGAUCUCAGUCGGAAUUCUGCUGAGAAAAAGCUUGUACAUGCAAAUAAUGACAAACCGGUUCUUUCACGCCCCCGGCACAAUUUUUACAAGCAAGAAGACCAUAGGUCUAUGCCAGCAACUAUUUGCCGGAUUAGACCUCACCCGAGGAAAGCUUCCUAG
This is a messenger RNA of Prunus armeniaca (apricot), 1233 nucleotides long. The record is from the annotation of a GenBank genome assembly. NCBI's taxonomy places the organism in Eukaryota, Viridiplantae, Streptophyta, Magnoliopsida, Rosales, Rosaceae.